AUGGCAAGCGACUGGAAUUCAAGUAGUGGGCUAGUACCAAUUGCCCCUGCCCCCAUGGGAGAAGGCCUCAGCGUGGGCAGUCAAACAAAUACGCCGCAGUCUGCUAUGCUCUACACAUGCCAAACCUGUGCAAAACGAAAGGUCAAGUGUGAUAAAGCUGCCCCAAUUUGUUCUCGGUGCCGCAAGGGAGGGUUCGAGUGCGUUUUUCAAGCACCGCAGCCGAGGCCUCGGAAACGAAAACUGGAUGAUAUGAUGCAAAAGCUGGCUCGAUACGAGUGCAUUCUAAAGGAGAACGGUCUGCUGGAUACUGAAACAACGGAUGAAGAAGUCCCUAUUCAUCAACAGUCAGAGACCAGUCACGUCGAGCCAGUCACGUCAAAAACGGGCAGGCUACUUACCGGCCAAGGCAGGUCGAGAUAUAUCGAUAGCCAUAUGUGGUUCAACCUCGGAGAUGAUGAGAUUCAACAGAUAUCUGCGGAUGAGGACGAUGAUUCAAUGACCCCUGAUUCUGUUUCUACCAAAGCCAUCCUACCGGAUCCGUUGACGGGUGGGUUCUUGGGUUGUCAGCAAAGUAUCCUGCACUGUCACCCAAGUCAUACGGAUGCCAUGAAGCUGUGGAAGACGCACGCUGAGAAUGUGGAACCCAUCUGCAAAGUUUUACAUAUCCCAUCGACUGGCAAAAUGGUCGAAUCCGUUUCACAACGACCUGAAAUUGCUUCCAAGGCAGAUGAGUGUUUACUGUUUUCAAUCUAUCACUGUGCUGUCUUUUCGAUAUCGGAAGAAGAGUGCAUGAAGGUGUUCAAACAAGAUCGAUCAACAAUUAUGAAACGAUUUCACGCUGCCGCGCGUCAGGCUCUAGUGAAUGCGUCGUUUCUUAAAACAACAGAAAUCGUUGUCUUGCAGGCACUUUAUCUAUACCUCCUAUCCAGUCGUUACGCCUACGAUCCGCACACAUACUGGAUCUUGACUGGGAUAUCCGCCCGCAUUGGACAACGGAUCGGCCUCCAUCGAGAUGGAGAGAACCUGGGCCUGCCACCAUUUGAGGUAGAGCUGAGACGUCGAUUGUUUUAUCAGGUCUUUCCACACGAUUCUCGAGCAAGCCAGUCUGCUGGAAUUGACUAUAUGAGUUUGCCGGAAGCCUGGGAUACAAGGCCCCCGCUCAACAUCAACGAUGACCAAAUUUGGCCUGGAAUGACAGAGAAACCAGUGGAGCAAAAUGGCGCCACAGACAUGAUGUUCUGUCUGUCCCGCGCAUACGUGGGGAAGCGACUGGCUGAAUCAGGAAAGUCGAUCAACACGGUCGGACCUUGGAGCUCCUCUGAUAGUCGUGAAGCUGAAGAAGUCAUUUCUGCAGCAGAAAGUGAAGUGGAGGAAAAAUUCAUUCGUUACUGCGACAUUGUGAACCCCCUACACUUCCUUACUAUUGGACUUGCAAGGUCCGGUAUGACGGCCAUGCGGCUCAAACUUCGUCUCCCCAAAGUAAGGGACCAGACCGCUAGCAGCCAGGAGAGAAAGGAACUAUUCCAGCUUGCGCAGAAAACCUUGGACACCGAUGCGGCAGUCCAUUCUCAUGGUGGGACUAACAAGUUCCAGUGGCACAUCAAACCAUUCUUUCUAUGGGGAACUCGAGACUCAUUCAUCUUUAUGCUCACGACUCUCUUGAAACAAAGAGAUUUGCUCUCCCAUGAUCAAAUCGAGGCAGCUUGGAAAAGUGUCGCCGAGCUCUACCAGAACCACGAUGAGCUUUUCGAUAGCCGACAAGCCCUCAGUAUGGCAAUGAGAUGCCUUGCUUUGAAGGCUUGGGAUUCCUGGAAAUCAAGCAGUAGUGCCCCGGAACCAGAGUUUAUCAGGACCCUACGGUCUUUGAGGAAGAACCAAGACAAAAGACAACAUCAAAGUGAUGCCCUGAUAACUCCCGAGGCAGCAUCAUCAAACGAUCUGUCGCCUGCAACUGGAGUGCCGGGUGUGGAUGCCUUCGAUGUUAUCGAGGGACUUGAAUUUGAUGUUGAUGAUUGGAUAUCAUGGGAUCAAUUGUUAAAAGAUCAAUCGCAACUAGAGAAUCAACAAUGA
This is a messenger RNA of Penicillium cataractarum, 2070 nucleotides long. RefSeq names its product putative C6 transcription factor. The record is from RefSeq and is a predicted model, not a curated record. The transcript has a single exon. The coding region runs from base 1 to 2070 and encodes 689 amino acids. Lineage: Eukaryota; Fungi; Ascomycota; Eurotiomycetes; Eurotiales; Aspergillaceae. Gene Ontology annotation, biological process: regulation of DNA-templated transcription; DNA-templated transcription. Gene Ontology annotation, molecular function: zinc ion binding; DNA binding; DNA-binding transcription factor activity, RNA polymerase II-specific.